AAACCUGCAGCCGCUGCAGCAGCCCUGCGCCACCGGGAGGGUGCCGUCAGUUUGGGGCCUCGGCUUGGGGUGGGUCGGCACGGCAGCCCCUCCCCAGCCGCUUAAAGAGACCUCUCUCUCUCCCCCCCCCACACACACACCCUCCCCGCGAAUUGGCUGUGGUGCCUUUAAAGGAAGGGGGGCGGCGGUGCGAGCAGCAGCAGCGGCAGCUCUUCCAGCGCUUGGACGGGAGCCUCCGUCAGGCCGGGGAUCGAGACGCAGCUUCUCCGCUGGAGACGGCGCGCAAGCGGCAAGGAGAAGCUUAACGGGGAGGCGCUGCGCUCGACGGCAUUGAGAGGCGAUGGCGACCGACCCGCCGCCGCCAACGCCGCCGCGCCCAGUUGGAUUGCACCACUUUGGCUGCCAGUGGCUCAUGGAAGGCAUCGACUCAGUGGACAGCUCUGAUGAUGAAUUCUUCGAUGCACGAGAGGAGGUGGCCGAAGGGAAGAAUGCCAUCCUUCUGGGGAUGAGUCAGUGGAAUUCCAAUGACUUGGUGGAGCAGAUCGAGACAAUUGGAAAGCUGGAUGAAAAUCAAGGUGAAGACCCCACUUUUUGCUCAUCCGGUAUUCUACAUGAAAAACAACGGGAGUUGUACAGAGCCUCUCUGAGGAAACAUCGCUAUCCUGCACAGGGCAGCAUUGAAAUCCAUGAGGACACUGAGGAAGGAAGUCAGUUGCGCAACUGCAGAACACGUGUCCUGAUUCUCGUCCUUCAUGGGGGCAACAUCCUAGAUACAGGAGCAGGGGAGCCUAGCAGCAAGAUGGCUGACGUCAACACCUUCACCUCUGUAUUUGAGAAAGUGACCCAGGCCCACUUCCCUUCCUCACUCGGCCAUAUUGUAAUCAGACUUGUUCCCUGUCCAGCCGUCUGCUCUGAAGCCUUCUCCCUCAUGGCAAACCUGAAUCCUUACAGUUAUGAUGAGACAUCUCUAAGUAGCAGUGAAGAUCACAUCCCGCUGGCCGCCUUGCCCUUGUUGGCGAUCUCUUCUCCUCAGUACCAGAAUGCGGUUGCCAUGGUGAUCAGCAGAGCCAACCAAGUUUAUAAUGAAUUUCUUGGAUCUCCUGAUGGGGCAGGCUUUAAUGGGCAGGUGUGCCUUGUGGGGGACUGUGUAGGAGGAAUGUUGGGCUUUGAUGCCAUUUGCUAUAGCACAGGACUAGCAGAUGAAAGCCAACUCAGCAGCAGAAGAGGCAGCAGCAGCAGUGUUCAGGAUAAACCUGUUUCAGCUGAAGAUUCAAAUCUAGAAGACCUCAAGCGCCUCAGCAAAAGUAAUAUUGAUAUCUCAGGAAUAAUGGAGAAUGAAGAGCCCAGACAACCAUUGCCUCGGAAACAAAGUGACUGCUCCAACUAUGACUGUGAUAGCAUAACAAACCAUCAUGCUUUCCUAUCCAGCAUCCACUCAACGAUGUUGAAUGAAGAUGCAGAGUUUCCCCCAACAAACACUUCAAGCACGUUGGAUGUUAAUUUGGGGCGAUUUGAAUUUGAAGUGUCUGAUUUCUUCCUCUUUGGUUCACCUCUCGGUUUGGUGCUGGCUAUGCGGAGGACAGUCCUGCCCAGUCUGGAAGUCUGCCAAGUACAUCCAGCCUGCAGUCAAGUUUACAGCCUCUUCCACUCAGCUGACCCUUCCGCCUCCAGACUGGAGCCAUUAUUAGAGAAUAAAUUCCAUCUUCUGCCUCCCUGUACCGUACCAAGGUACCAGAGAUAUCCCUUGGGAGAUGGAAGAUCCCACCUCUUAGCUGAUACACUCCAGUAUCAUAGCAGCCUGUUUGCUGAAGACAGUUCUGCAAAGUCAUCCUUCAUGCAAGAGACUUUAGCACUUCCCAAUGCUGUACAAGGGAAAAUGCGAAGAGGGAGCCUGGGCAGCAGCAACAGUGAGAGCUCUGGGUCAACAGAGAGCUUAUUGUCCAGCAACAUAGCAAACAUAACUUCCAAAUGGUGGGGAGCCAAGCGAAUAGAUUAUGUUUUGUAUUGUCCGGAUGUCCUCACAGCCUUUCCUACAGUGGCUUUGCCACAUCUCUUCCAUGCCAGCUACUGGGAAUCAACAGAUGUGAUUGCUUUCAUUCUGAGACAGGUGAUGAGAUUUGAAACCAUCAAUGUCAAGGAAAGCAACAGUUUGGAUCCAGUGACUCUCAGCCCUUCAAAUCCCCGAGAGAAAUGGCUGCGCAAAAGAACCCAAGUCAAGCUAAGGAAUGUAACUUCAAACCACAGAUCGAAUGAUGUCAUUGUUGCAGAAGAUGGCCCUCAGUUGCUAGUUGGCCGGUUCAUGUAUGGACCACUUGACAUGGUGGCUUUAACAGGAGAAAAGGUUGACAUCUUCAUUGUGACCGAACCUUCCUCUGGACGUUGGGUCUAUUUUGAUACAGAAAUCACCAAUAGUAGUGGUAGAAUCUCAUACAACGUCCCCAAAGACAAAAGACUUGCUGUUGGCGUCUAUCCUAUUAAAAUGGUAGUCAGGGGAGAUCAGAGUAGUGCCAUAAGCUACUUGACUGUCCUUCCUCGAGGAAUGGAGUGUGUCGUCUUCAGCAUUGAUGGGUCCUUUGCUGCCAGCGUCUCCAUCAUGGGCAGUGACCCUAAAGUCAGAGCCGGAGCAGUUGAUGUUGUCAGGCAUUGGCAAGAUCUUGGCUACCUGAUUAUCUAUAUCACAGGACGUCCCGACAUGCAGAAGCAACGUGUUGUCUCUUGGCUGUCUCAGCACAACUUCCCUCAAGGAAUGAUUUUCUUCUCUGAUGGUCUUGUCCAUGAUCCUUUAAGGCAGAAAACCAUUUUUCUCCGGAAUCUUGUGCAAGAGUGCCACAUCAAAAUUUGUGCUGCAUAUGGCUCCAUGAAGGACAUUUCUGUGUAUAAUGUCCUGGGUCUUUCCCCCUCUCAGAUUUACAUUGUUGGACGACCAGCAAAGAAAUAUCAGACUCUGUGCCAGUUUAUCAGCGAAGGUUAUGCAGCCCACUUGGCUUCCCUGGAGUUCAGCCUCCGUUCCCGGCCUAAGAAGAACAACUCCCGCAUGAUCCUAAGGAAAGGCAGCUUUGGUCUUCAUUCUCAACCUGAUUUCCUGCGCAAGAGGAAUCACCUCCGGAGAACUAUGUCUGUCCAGCAGCCUGACCCACCAUCCUUGACCCCCAAGCCAGAGCGUGCCCAAAGCCAGCCCGAGUCAGAUAAAGACCAUGACCGGCAUCUGCCCUCCAUAGUGUGGAUGAGAGGGGGGGUUCAUAAGUUUGAGUCUGUCCCAUAACAAGAGCUGGGAUUGCACCACCAGGCCUCUGGCAUCCCGCAAAGAGCUUGUAGGCAUUUGCUCUUUGAGUUGCACUUGGCAGCUUCAUGGUUCAAAGUGAUGGAGAGGAUUGGAAUUCACAAAGCUCUGGCAGCUUCUGUCUCCCCAGGGGAACUUUCUGUUCGUUCCUCUUGUUUGUAUCCACUCAUGAAACAUUGAAAGUAGAGAAAACGAUUUGUACCAACCGCAAUCUCUUGCGGGGUGACACUGGACAGGAAAAUGAGCUUGUGUCUUAAUGUUUACUUCGUAACAAAAAUGUGCAAUAAAGCAGAGCGGGGAAGCUCCAGCUUAACUCAGUGAGAAAGGGCCUCACUGACAGCAACCACAUCUGCUUCUCGAAAAGGCAGCCUUCUGAUGUGGCAGCAGCAACAUCUGCAGUUCUUAGGGCAAAUGAGAAUCAAAGGGAGGAGCCCGUAGCUGUGCACUGGGGAAUCUCUUGGGUGCCUUAAGCCCAAUAUCUUUUCAUCCAGACAGCUCUUAUCACUGGCUCAUCACCAGAGUAGGUCUCAAUUUUACUUAUUUAUCAGAGACUUCAAUAGAGGCAACACAUGAACAUGGAAACCAGUGGUGAAAAAAUUGAACCCUGGAUUCAAUGUAGGCCUACUGUUUUUUAGAUGUGGCACCCAUCUUCUGUGGCCACACAAUAGCAUUUUUUGCUAUUUUUGCAGAAAACCAUAACUUCUAAAGAGACUAAAGGGAUUGUCUGCAUCCUUCUGCCACCAUCAUCAUAAUCCCACUGAAGCAAUCUUCACUCCUGCUACUCACAGAGUCCUAUCCUAUGUGUUGAAUACAUUGUUGAGCUUCAAGAGACAAAUUUUCUGUGCCAUAUCUCCAGUGCUUUAAGAGAUCCAUCUGUUGCCAUUUCUGAAUAAAAUAUGUAUCCCAAAUACUCAGUGAUAAGGUAUCGGUUUUCCAUAGGAAAGGAUCCCAUGACAAAACCUGAUAUCUCCAGUUAGGGCUGGUAAAUCCUAGUCAAUUUAGAUAUAAAAUGAGUUAAUAAACUAGUGAACUGAUUCAAAAUAAGGGAGUUUAUUUUGUUCCUAUAAGGUAAAUACAUAUGCAAUAGCAUACAUGCUUUUCAGGAGUCUCUCACCUGUUUUUCCCACCAUCAGAUGCAGUGUAACUAUAGAAAAUACACAGUAAAUGAAACUUCCAUGCAACGCUUGAGAAAGAGACUGAGAACUCUGUUCUGGGCCCUAUCCACCUGACCUUGGUAGAAUUUGAGCAACCCCAGUCAAGCAUUACCCCAUCACAAGAAUGAGCCAUGGUGGCACAGUGGUUAGAGUGCAGUACUGCAGGCUACUUCUGCUGAUCACCGGCUGCCAGCAGUUUGGCAGAUCGAAUCUCACCAGGCUCAAGGUUGACUCAGCCUUCCAUCCUUCCUCCGAGGUGGGUAAAAUGAGGACCCAGAUUGUUGGGGGCAAUAAGCUGACUCUGUAAACCGCUUAGAGAAGGCUGAAAAGCACUGUAAAGAGGUAUAUAAAUUUACAGUAAAUGCUAUUGCUAUUCCUAUCACAAGAACGGCAGAAGAACAGCAAAGGGAAUGAGUCAUGAGACAGCAAAUUAUAUUGUACUACUAAGUAUUGGAGUAGAGUACAGUAGCCCAUAUUUUAUAGCAGAAAUAAUAGGCAAAACAUGUCUAUCAUCAGUUCUUAGGAUUGACCAGACAAGAUAACAGCAUUCAAGAAUCUUACCCAUCAAUAGAUUGAGCUUUUUAUCUUUAUGUGAAGUAUAUCAAAGAUGGAUAUUAGAAAGCAGAUGGUGCCUACGAUAAUGAAAGGAGAAUGAAAUAUGGCAAAUUGCUUCAUAGCUUAAUUGCUGUACAAUCCUGAGAUUAACUAUUUCCUUGCCUUUAAUAAUUCUGCUUCAGGUAAUACAACAGUAUACCUUUCCUAAGCUGCAGCAACAAAAUUUCCUCAGACAGUUAAGGGCUUUGUAAAAAAAAAUUAGCUGUCAGUGUCUCAUAGCUAAUGCAAUCUUGAUUUUUCCUGUAUCUUCAAAGCCUUUUCUCCCUAUGGGCAUCUGCACCAGUUGCAUUAUUCUCUUUUCAUAAUGAUUUCUGUUGCAAUUGCUCUUCAGAGAUUUUGGAUCACUCUUGAAUCUACAUCUGUUUGGCAGCCUAAGACUGCUAGUUCCAUCUCUGCCUGAUAACCAUUUCUUCUUCUUCUCCUGUAGUCUUAGUCUCCAACAAUACUAACUUUUUACCAGCCUCUUAGCCCCCUUUGGCUUCUUUUCCCCAUAGGACACUAUAUUUUCAAACUAUCUGCUUCCCCAAUUCUUCUCAGACUCAGGUUAUCGACUUGAAAUACAGAUGGAGUAUCCAGAUAAUUAUAUGACAGGAUGACAGACGGGGACAUUUUUAACCUUUUCAAAUGUGGGUUGAUUCUGAGCAUCAGACACAUUUAAUAACAUCUCUUGCUUCUUCCGAUGUUCAAAUGGUCUCCUCCUUAUUCUGCCAUAGUUAUACAUUAGUUUCCCAAGAGAAUAUCCAUAAAUCGGAAGCUGCUUUCUGAUUGAGUGUACUAUUUAACCUUCAUGAUUUUGACAACACGGGACCACAACUCUACUAUUUCCAGCCAAGUGUGCAUCACAUUGGUCCAUUUAUCUAUCAUAUGCUGAACAGCAAAGAUGACGAAAGAAAAGAAGCAGGCAAUGAAACUGAAACACCAACCUUCCAAGUUGUUGACCUUGAUUGAUUUUUGAAUACAGAAAGGGCAGUUGUUCUCUUUUUGGCUCUCUUAUCUCACCACAACACUCAAAAGCUUUGAAUCUCUUACUGUGCUGUUCCUUCAUUUUAUCUCUUGUUCUCCUUCAUAUAAAGAAUGCUUCUUUAAUCAUUCUUUUUAUUGGCCUUUUUCUGGUUCUUGCAUAGAUAGGGAUAGCAUAUCUGCCAGAAUUGUUAAACUGCUCAAGUUCAUACAGUACAUGGUUUUGAUUGAUAAUAACUGCAUAUCCUCAAGUUGGUAGGUAGUGCUAAAAUGGGUAAUUGGUGAUUCAGGCCUUUGUGAGAAUCCAGCCAUUAGUUUAACAAGUGGUGAGAAUUUGACCAUAAUGUUAACAUGGUUUCUUUCUUUAGGUAUAGUAAUGUCUCAAGGUAGUGUUUUUGUAAGCUGCGUUUAGUGGUUUUAGUAAACCCAGUGAAUAAUAAGCAUCCCUUACACCAAGAUUGAAUCAGAUAGCAUGGGCUUAAAAACUAAAUUAGAUGUAAUCUAGCGAGUAAAUUUGCUAUUUUUAAAAAAGAGAUAGGCAUAGGCCAUCUUCUCCAAGCAAUUGAGGAUGCAUCUUGGGAAACAGAGAGGCACUUUCCCUUUGUCCAGGGGCCUGGACUAAUAUAAAUGCUUCUACAUGACUUAACUGACAUCACAUCUAGUUAAUGAAGCAAGUUAAGGUUGAAGAAGAAUUCCCAAUCAUAUUUUGCAACAGUGCAUUAUGGGUGACAUUAUUGAGAGAUUUUGCUACCACCCUACCUGGAGAAAAAUAGAGUGUCCUCAGGGUGUUGUAACAGAGUCCUAUAUACCAGAUAAUUCAGAGUUAAACACAUCAACUUUAGCUCAUGGUUACAGUAAGGGACUACAUCCCCCAAACUGUAUGCUUGAAUGUGUUGUAAUCCUCCAUGUUUGUAGGAAUGGGACAGAAUAAUUGCAUCUCGAUAUGUGGAAAAUCCAUAAAGUGCAAACAGGUUUGUAACUCAAUUUAAAUAUAACAUGUUAGAAGAAAUGGUUUUGUAAGGUCAGAUCUAUUGGCACCUGAGAGAUUUUAGCAAAACAAAUUUGUUGGCCCUAGGAUUAUCUGCUGGUAUUCUUAAAGUACUGUUUAUUUAAAAAUACACUCUUCUCUUAAUUCAUCUCAGACCUCCACAUUUAAUAAUGCUUCUCCAUCCACUGACUUAAUUAUUGCCUCAGUAACUACUUCCAGGCUAUUUAUGUGACUCAACAUACUGUAAGCUUUGCUAUCUAAAAGUGGGACAAACAAGAAUGUUCAGACAUGACAAUUUAGGAAUCUCUACCAAAGAGUUCCCUGUAGUCUCAUUUUAGGCUUGAAGCUUUAAAAUAUGGAAAUGCUGGCACUAAAACCAAGAAUGUAUUGUGUUGGCUGACAUUUUCCAUUCCCAUGUGGGCUGCACCCACAUCCUGUUACUUUUCGCUGUAGUUUUAUAGGAGAGUACCGUGUUUUUCUGAUGCUUCAGAAUUCACCUGGAAAAAAAUGAAGACUGGAACAAGCAACUAGACAACAUAGAUAGGAAAGGUUGCUUAAACAAGGUUAUGUUCUGUUUCGUUGGAAGCAAAUAGCAUCAAGUGCAUUCAGAUGGGAAAUUCGUAGGAAAACUGAAGAUCUGGAUAAUUCUAAAACAUUACAGUCAAGAAGAAGGAACACUUGUGGACUAUCUUGGAAUAGCAGUCUUGGUAUUGGGAUAAAUGGAUGUUUGAACCUACAUGUUAGGACUGAUCCUAACUAGGAUUGAUCACUUUGUGGGUCUUGGAUUCAAUCUGUGAGGAAUGAUCUGUUGGAUUCCCCAAAGUUACUUCCAUCUACCAGUGUGUCUCUUUCUGAAGAUAAAUAGAAAGGAGUAUCCAGUUAACCAAUGCAUCAUCUUCUUUCUCCCCAUCCAGGACUGGGACAACCUUAAUGUUCUUAAAUGCCUUGUUAACAGUUCCCUUUAUGCUGCUCCCUCAUAUUUAAGAACUUGUUCUUUAAAAAAAAAAAGCCAGUGAAUAACAAUGGUGGCUUGUUAAAAUGUGUGUUGUUACGAGGCGACAUGUACAUAUAUGGUUGUGCUGUGUGUGCGCAUACAUGUGUGUACAGUGUUUCACAUCAGUGCCAUUGCUAACUUUGCAUAGCAGAAGUUAACUUUUAUAUUACAUGUUUUGUUCAAGGUUUGGCUGUUUCGUUGUAGCAUUGUGAAAAGACCUUCGACUCCGUUCCAGGUAUGAGUAGCAUUGUUCAUACAAAUCUGAGCUUUCACAUUUAAGUAGCACUAAAGGAAAUGUUGGGCUGGUGGCCUCUGCUGCUUGAUCCACAUAUUCUGUGGUGUGUCUUUUUUCUGAAGUAGUCUUUGAGUCCUCUUGAAUGUUCAAAGAUAAGAGGUUUCUUCUCAUUCAUUGGCAUUUACAGAUCAACUCUUAUUUUUUAUGACCUCACUAGGUGGAAAACCACAUCAUUCACCCCAUCAUUUGAAUGCAGCAUCUUCUGUGUUGGACCAAGGUGGCGAGGGAGGGAGGGAGAAGAAGAAUGGAAAAUGAUAUUCAAAGGAGGCUAGAUGUGAGUUUUGCCUUUUUUCUACACAAGGCACUUGUGCCUUGCAGUGUCUCCUGUCAAUUACCAGAACCAUUAUUGGAAGUGGUGAAUAUCUUCUACAAAGGGAUCCUCUUGCAAAGUAAGACAAAACAGUUUUGCAACAAUAUCAGGUAGCAAUGCAGGUUGAUUAAGGGUCAUUUGAAGGCUGAAAGUUGAGCUCAUAAAAGCUCAAUGCUGGUAGAGAUUAACUAUUUCACAUUUUUUUUCUGCUCCCAUGGCGUGCACUGAUUAUUACUGUCUCCUAUAUUUGCCAAUAGAAUGAAUCCUUCAGACAGCAAAAUGCUAAACACACAGUUUCUCCUAUUCCUGUUGUAAAGCUGGAACACAUUUGGUCCCUAAAUUUCUUCAUCACAAACAGGUAGAUGAAUUUCCAAAUUCUAAAGGGUUCUGCAACCUUCCAAAGAACCAAAUUCCCCAGAAAGCAGGAUAAAAACCAUUUGUGCACCAUAUUUGAUAUCAUUUGCUGUUCAAAAUGUUUAAUAUUAAUCUGCAAAAGUAUUUAAUACUUCUUUUUAUUUUUUAAAAAAAUUAACUUGGAAAGAUGACAUGAGGUCGUUGGCUUAUUACAGUGUUUCCCUGAAAAUAAGACCCUGUCUUAUAUUUUUUUUGAACCCUGAAAUAAGCGCUUGGCCUUAUUGCCAUGAGCUCAAAAGCCCAAUUGGGUUUAUUAUCAGGGGAUGUCUUAUUUUGGGGGAAACAGGGUAGACUUCAUGUUAAAAAGGCCCAAAUCAAAAUAAUCUGAGGCACUAAUAAUCCUAAAUAUUUUCAUAUUUUUAUUUUUUGAGAUGAAAUUUCCAUUGGCGAGGCCAGGUAUGCUGAUUCAUCUCUAGACAAGAUUUGUACAAAUCUUGGUUUAGUCAGUAGACACAGCUGAGCAAAAGAGACCCCUUUUGAAGUAUGGAGAAAUCAAUGCUUAUUUACAAGAUUCCAUUUUUUCCCCGGCCACCUUUCCAAAUCAACAUAUAUUAGCCUGUUUUCUUACAGCCUUGGGAGAUAUAGUGACAUAGUUAUUCUUCCAGGAACUCUGGCUUCCUGCCUUAUCAGUGUUACUCUUUACAUCCAUAAUUAUAAAAUACAAAACAGCUUUGAUCUUUCUCCAUCGAGAGGUGAAAUGGCAAAAUUAAAAACCCGUUCUUGUUUUCUGGGUUAAUUAUGAAUAUUGAGUUCAGAUCUAGUUAUCAGCGCUUCCAAAUGUGAUUUAAUCAUUGGAUUGGUUCUGUGUACUACAAAUAAGCUACUUUCAAGGCGUUUUAGGUUCUCAGCCCUGGGAUUCCUAGAGUAGACCAUGCUUCCCUGAAUUGGCCUCAAGAUGUUGUUUUCAAACUCAAGAUUUGUAUGGCUCUGUGGCUCUUGGAAAACACUUUAGGGUGAGAUUUAGAGAUCAAUGGAAUAGUUGAAGGGUGUAAUUGGAAAGACUGAGGUACUUCAAGAAUUAAUCUUUGAAUUGGUAAAUGUAGAGCAAGUAUGAACAAUACAGAGGAUUAUCAAGUAUAUAAUGAUGAUGGAUAGCCAGCUAAAUAUUUAUGGAACAGCAGAGACUACGGAAAAAGGAAAUAAUUCUACUCUGCCUCUCAAAGCAGCACACCAAAUUGGCCUUGUUAUUUAUUAUAUUUGGAGUUUUGUUUUUUUAAAACAGCUUGGAUUUGAAGGCUGCCAUAUAUUUAUACUUUUAUUUCUAUGAUUAUUUUAUUUAUGUAUCCAAUUUGGAGAUUACCCAUUUCCUUCACUGAAUGACUUUUUAACACUGAGAUGCCAAAGAAUGUGAGCUUUGAACUGAAAAAUUGUUUGUUACGAGUCUACAUAUGAGAAUAUGUGGUAUUUUGAAUUUUGGAUAACUUCCAGCAGCAGAGAGAGAGGUUGUCAGAAUAUUUUAAUCACAUAACCAUUUCCAGUGUACAGCUAAUGAAUUUCUUACAGAGAAGCUUAAAAAGAUGAUCGGGGGAGGGGCGGAAGUGUUAAUGUUUUUCCAAAUGCUAUUUUAUUUUAUUUUAUUUUCAGCUGGUUUUUAAAAUCUUCUAACAUAACGUGACUUAAUGUCAAGUAUCGCACUUUCUUUGCCUUUCAGUAUGUAUCUUUUUAAAUUCUUUCUUUGAUGUGGGAAUAUUUUUCUGUUACUCGGACCCACGAUUUCUGAUUAAUUGUUUUAACACUCAGUUUUAACACUCUGAUGAAAUAAAGCACCAGACCUUCUUGUUUGAGACUAGUGAUUCUUACUGUUUCCACGUGUGCAUCUUUGGUCCAUGCACAAAAAAAAAUGUAUCUAUUCCUACUCUAUACAUUCUACAAAUCCAUGACUGUACACAAGCAGAAGAGGAAAUAAAGCAAUGUAACUUCUAAA
Molecule: messenger RNA, 10934 nt
Organism: Pantherophis guttatus
Lineage: Eukaryota; Metazoa; Chordata; Lepidosauria; Squamata; Colubridae
Gene: PITPNM3
Product: PITPNM family member 3
Biological process (GO): phospholipid transport
Cellular component (GO): cytoplasm
Molecular function (GO): phosphatidylinositol transfer activity; phosphatidylinositol binding; phosphatidylcholine binding
Source: RefSeq, a predicted model, not a curated record